GUGCGGUCGUACAUCGCGGGAGAAUGCAGUCCUUGGUUUUCGCACUGUUCGCCAUCUUUGGACAUGACCUUUCCUAUAUCUCCACUGAUCUCGAUCCAAAUACAAAACCGAAGAAUCCUGACCACUGCAAAGAACCUUUAUUGGAAAAUAGAACGAUUGAGAAACGACUCGACAGGAUCGUUGGAUUCGCGACCAACGAGUGUCUCGGUGAUUGCCGGAGUGCCGAAGUACCCGAGGCGACGAUGACGACGGCAACGACAGGCGAUGGGUGGGUGGAUGGGUGGCCUCGUGUGUACGGUCUGUGUGCGUGUGGCUCUUCGAGCGGCACCAGGAUCUUCCAAUGA
Atta colombica is the source of this 344-nucleotide messenger RNA. RefSeq lists its product as uncharacterized. The coding region runs from base 24 to 344 and encodes 106 amino acids. The transcript is spliced from 2 exons. The record is from RefSeq and is a predicted model, not a curated record. Lineage: Eukaryota; Metazoa; Arthropoda; Insecta; Hymenoptera; Formicidae.